Messenger RNA from Durio zibethinus, 819 nucleotides. RefSeq names its product citrate-binding protein-like. Lineage: Eukaryota; Viridiplantae; Streptophyta; Magnoliopsida; Malvales; Malvaceae. The record is from RefSeq and is a predicted model, not a curated record.
AUGGUAAUGCUAAAGGUUUAUGCUGAUGACAAGCCACAUGACCCUAACAGCCAUACCCAGCCACGCACCGAAAUUCGGAUAAAAGGUCUUGACUAUUCAUCAGGAGUUUGGCAGUUUGAAGGCUAUGGUUUUGUGCCGAAUGGAACAUCCGGGGCUAUCAUAUCCCAAAUCCAUGGAGCAGCUUCGGGCGCUACGACUUUGAUACUAAGGAUCUAUGAUGGAAAUAUGAGGUACUACAGAGGAGAUUUGGUGGACACCGGUCUUUAUGACAAGUGGUUUAGAUUAAAUGUAAUCCAUGAUGUUGAUGGAGGAAAAGUGACAGUAUAUAUUGAUGGUGUUAGAAAGUAUUCAACUUAGGAUAAAGGGCCAGGUGACCUAUAUUUCAAGUGUGGAGUUUAUGCAGCACCUCCUAAUAUAAGCUACUACAUGGAAUCAAGAUGGAGAGACAUCAAAAUAUAUAAGAAGUCAAAGUGAAAGUACUUGAAAUAAUGUGGUUGUGAAGUGAAAAUAAAGCUUUUGUAUCUUUUCACUUUAUUGUUGUUGAAACUAUAAAAUAAACGCCUUACAUUGUGAACUGCUGUUUGCACUUUCUAUCAUUUACAAUUCCUGAAAUAUUGGUUCACCGAAUUUUUCGAAAUCAUGACUUUCUUCUCCUUUGGAUGAUUGAUCCAUGCCCAACUUUUCCAAGGAGAAUAUUAUGCUGUGAUGAAAGAAUAAGUCUUGCUUCAGUUAAGGCUAGUGUUAUUGCUCUUUCUCGUUGUCCUUCUUCUUCUUCUUUGGUGCUAUACGUGCUGGAAUAUUUAUCUCAGAAAUUUGGGA